GGCUAAUACUUAUAAGAUGUACAUGAAGAUACGAUUCCUGCUAAUUGUUCUUUUAAAACUCAUACAGACAGACUACAUUUGUGGCCAGGACAACUGUGACCGUGGUUCGUGUUAUCCAGCUGUUGGGGACCUGAUUGUUGGUCGCAGCAAACAGCUCACAGCCUCAUCAACAUGUGGACGGUUUGGCCCUCAGAAAUACUGCAUCAUAGGCCACCUUGAGGAUCAGAAGAAAUGUUUCAGCUGUGAUUCCAGAUACCCAUAUCAUCCAGUUUCCCAGCCCGACAGUCACUCGAUUGAAAAUGUUAUCACAACUUUUGAGCCUGAUCGGAAGAAGUGGUGGCAGUCUGAAAAUGGUAUUGAUCACGUCAGCGUUCGGCUAGAUCUGGAAAGCUUGUUUCAAUUUAGCCAUCUCGUCCUGACUUUUAAGACCUUUCGGCCUGCAGCCAUGUUAGUGGAGCGCUCCAUAGAUUAUGGUCAGACCUGGAAGCCAUUUCGAUAUUUUGCUCAAGACUGUGCUACUUCGUUCCCUGAUGUUCCUUCCAGACCAGCCAGAGAAGUUGGAGAGGUUGUUUGUGAUUCGAGAUAUUCGGAUAUCGAGCCUUCGACCGAAGGAGAGGUUGUUUUCAAAGCUCUGGAUCCCAACUUUGAAAUACAAAAUCCUUAUGACCCAAAGAUCCAAGAGCUCAUUACCUUUACAAAUCUGAGAGUCAAUUUUACAAAGCUUCACACGCUUGGAGAUAUUUUACUUGGACAGAAGCAGCAAGAUCCUUUGGAAAAAUACUACUAUGCACUUUAUGAAAUGGUCGUCCGUGGAAGCUGCUUUUGCAACGGCCACGCAAGCGCCUGUGGCUCCGUACAAAAUCUGCGGGGGGAUGUUUUCCAUGAGCCUGGGAUGGUCCACGGGAGGUGCCUUUGCAAGCACAAUACGGACGGCUUGUCCUGUGAAAGGUGCAAAGAAUUUUACAGUGACGUUCCCUGGAGGCCAGCUGACGGAUCCCAGGAAAAUGCUUGUAAAAAGUGUGAGUGCCAUGGGCACUCUAAAAGAUGCCACUUUGAUAUGGCCGUGUACCUUUCCAGCGAUCGCAUCAGCGGGGGCGUAUGUGAAGACUGUCAGCAUAAUACCAUGGGACAGCACUGCGGUCGCUGCAAGCUCUUCUUUUACCAGGAUCCCCAGAGAACAAUAUCAGACCCUCAUGCAUGUAUCCCAUGUGAUUGCCACUCAGAAGGUACAUUGUACAACGGGCUAUGUGACAGUCGAACAGAUCCAGUUCUUGGAACUAUUGCUGGCCGAUGUCGUUGCAAGGAAAACGUUGAAGGACUGCGUUGCGAUAAGUGCAAGCCGAACUUCUAUGGACUGAGUGGAAGUGAUCCUCUUGGCUGUCAACCCUGCAACUGCAACCCUUCUGGGAGUUUGUCCUUCUCUAUCUGCAAUCCAGUGACUGGAGAAUGUCUGUGCCAGAAGUUUGUCACUGGGCAGCAUUGCAAAGAAUGUAUUCCAGGCUUCUGGGGCCUAGGAAGUAAUCUGCACGGCUGUUCCUCGUGCCACUGUGACGUUGGCGCUGCCCUCAACAACUUGUGUGAAACUACUACUGGUAAAUGUGAGUGUUUACCAAAUAUAGAAGGUCGUCAGUGUACUGAACCAGCUCCAGGCUACUUUUUCGUACCUUUGGAUUAUUAUAUAUAUGAAGCAGAAAAUGCAAAGCCUCUCCCUGGAUCUUCACCAUUGGAUUCAAUUCUAUUUGGCAGGAACGCUGCAUUGGACAUUGUUAUUAGAGAGCUCGUCCCUGGAAAGCCUGUGACUUGGUCAGGGCCUGGAUUCGUGCGUGUUUCAAAUGGAGCAGGAUUAAGAUUUACUGUCAGCAACAUCCCUUCUGUGAUGGAGUUCAAUAUUAUUGUUCGCUAUGAGCCUGAGUCUUUAGAAGACUGGAUAGCAAACAUUGUUGUAAAGCCUUCCAGGCUGCUAGGAAGAGAACAGUGCAGGAACAAGGCGGCCCUGCAAGAGCCACGCUCACUUCCUCUACUAUCUGCAGCAAGAAUUGGAUUGCUGCCAACCCCUUUCUGUUUAGAACCGGGGUCAGAAUAUUUUGUAGAUAUCUCUUUUUCCAAGUCGUCUGCCUCAGAUCCACAGGAUGGGUCGUCCAUCUUGAUUGACUCACUGGGGCUCAUUCCCAGAAUUGGUUCUGUGGAAAACUUGUGCAACAAGAAAGAUUUAGAGGAGUACCAGCAGUAUCGCUGUGUUGAAAUUGCUUCUGAGGUUGGCCCGCACAUCCUACCAGAAGUGUGUGCAAAACUCAUAACGAGUCUGUCUGCCCGGAUUCACAAUGGAGCCGUUGCAUGCAGAUGCCAUCCUCAAGGCUCAACGAGCUCUAAUUGUGAGAAGCUCGGAGGCCGAUGUCAAUGCAAGCCAAACGUUGUCGGCCGCUGUUGCGAUAAAUGCUCUGCUGGAAGCCAUAGCUUUGGGCCCCAAGGGUGCCACUCAUGUGCGUGUGAUCCUAAGGGAUCUGUGAGCACUCUGUGUGACCAGGUGACAGGACAGUGUUCGUGCCGGUCGGAAGUGGAUGGCCGGCAGUGUGAUCGAUGCCUGGCUGGAUAUUUCGGGUUUCCCCAUUGUCGGCCUUGCCCUUGUAAUAGCUUUGCAGAACUGUGUGACCCCCACACUGGAGCAUGUUUGAACUGCAGGGGAUUUACAACUGGAGCCAAUUGUGAAAGAUGUUUAGAUGGUUACUAUGGAAACCCUCUCCAAAGAGAGCCCUGCCACCCAUGCCUGUGCCCUGGUUCUCCUUCAAGCAAUAGGCAUUUUGCACAUUCCUGUUACCGGGAUCCUUGGACUUUGCUAAUAGUCUGCAACUGUUUGGCGGGAUACACAGGUGAUCGCUGCGAGGAGUGCCCCAAUGGGUUCUAUGCAGAUCCAAAGACCGCAGCGGGUCAGUGCCUUCCAUGCUUCUGCAAUAAUAAUAUUGAUGUGGCAGAUCCAGAAUCCUGCGACAAGAUCACGGGAGAGUGCUUAAAAUGCUUGUACAAUACACAUGGACCAAACUGCCAGUUCUGUCAACCGGGUUACUUCGGAUCAGCGCUUCGUCAGAACUGUAGAAAAUGUAACUGCAACCUUUUGGGUGUGAACCCAGGAGAAUGCCCAUCUGGAAAUGGCUUUUGCAUGUGCGACCAAACGACCGGAGCAUGUCCUUGCUUACCAAAUGUGACUGGUUCCAAGUGCGACCAGUGCGCUUCUGGCUACUGGGGCCUGGUCCAGGGGAUUGGAUGCCAGAUCUGUAACUGUGAUCCGAAACAUUCCCAAAACAAUCUGUGUGAUCAGUUUACAGGCCAGUGUUCGUGUAAAUUAGGAUAUUCUGGAAGGCGUUGUGAUGCUUGUGACGAAAACUAUUUUGGCGAUCCCCAGAUCCAUUGUAUAUCCUGCAAAUGUACUCAAGAUGGAACUCUGAAACGUGAAUGUGAUAAAGAUACCGGAAUAUGCCACUGCCGUGCUGGGGUCACUGGAAGGUUCUGUGACCAAUGUGCUCGGGGCUACCACCAUGAAUUUCCCUCCUGUUUGCGCUGCCAUGUUUGUUUUGAUCAGUGGGAUAAUGUAAUUACAUCCCUAUCUCAGCGAAUCCAAAAACUAAUGAGAUUUGCUUUGACCCUAGAAGACAAGAAGAACGUAAUCCCUGGCUGCGAUGCAGACUUCAAAGGCUAUGAAGAUACAGUUUUUGAAAUAGAAAGAAUUUUGAAAAGCCCUAUCUUGUCAUCAGACAUGUCUUUGAACAUUGAGAACUUUCGUGAUUACAUUCGACAAGAAAUUUCACAAUUGUUGCUGCGACCUGCAUCUAUGGAUCAAUUUCCUGACUUCAGCCAGAUGAUAGAAGACCUUAGGAAAGAUACCGAUCAUCUGUCAGAAUCCCUGCAGAAGAAAAUUGAGCUGUAUCAUAGUAUUAGCUGCAGGCACUGCCAAGAUUCCCUGAACGCAAUACAGAACUCGUACCAAACGACCCUGUCCGCUGGAGAGAGUGCCAACAGAACCAAGCAUCUCAUCAUCAACACAGGAAAAACUAGAGGCCUUAUCCUCGCCAUGUUAGAUGAUCUGGCCUCGAAAGAAAAUGCUAUGCUGAAGACGUUCACAACUGCAGAUAUUCAAAGUCUCAAUGAAAAGAUAUGUGGCAAACCAGGAAACGCGCCUUGUGCUGUAGCAACAUGUGGUGGAGCUUUAUGUCGAGACAAUCAGGGAAGCAAAUGGUGCGGCGGUCCAGACUGUAGCGGAGCACUUCCGGUUUCUGCAGAUGCUGUUAGAAAAGCUGGUCAGGCAGCCAUGACGUUAAAUGACACUGCCACCCAACUGCAGGAAUCUGAGAAUAAGAUUGAAAACAUCAGGAAAAUGACUGAGGAUAUGAAGAGGAACGCCUCACAGAUAAAUGGAAAGUUGGAGAAGACUAAGAACCAAAUUGAAAUGCAAAGGGACGCCGUCAAGGAGCUAGUCAAGAGAGUGAAGAACUUUCUCGUAGAGGAGACUGCCUCACCUGAAGACAUCGAGAAAGUUGCUACUUAUGUGCUGGCCAUCAGCUUGACAGAGACUCCCCAAGACCUAACAGUUGUACUUGGUGAACUCAAGACCCUCAUGACCACCUGUGAGAACUCUGCAACGUACACAGAUGUGUUAAAUACACAAAUGGAAAAGGAAGGUGACCUUUUGAGAAAAGCGCAAGAAGCAGAGAAGCGAUCAAAAGGACUCCCUGGACCUGAUGAAUUGAUAAACAGCUUGAAAGAAGCGGAAAACGUUCAAGGACAAACCAAAGAGGCCUUUGCAAAAUUAAACAGAACAAUAGGAGAAACUAGAACAAAGAUCUCACAGGCUGGGAACCAAUUAAACCAAACAGAUACGACAUUACGGGAUUUUUCCGAAAAACAGUCAGAGCUGAAAAACGAAGUAACGUCCCUGAAGAUUAAAAUACAAAUGAAUAGGGACCAAGCGACCCAUGCAGAAUCAGAGGCGGAAAAAGCAAAAGAUCAAGCUGCGGCAACUAAUGAAGAGUUUGCUAUCCUUAAAAAGAAAUAUGCCAGUUUGCAAGAAAAUCUCAAAGCCAAAGGCUUCCCAUUGGAAACCUUAGAGAAGCUGAAUAAGCUGAAAAAGGAUGCAGAGGAAUUGGCUAGAGAGACAGAAGGAAAAAUGAAAAGAAUAUCAGAUUUAGAAAAGAAGAUCCAAGAUCUGAAUCGAAUCAAACAGGACAAGGCUGAUCAACUGAAGCAACUGGCGGAUCAAGUCAUAGCCAUUAAAAAGGAGAUAACCAAGCAGUCACAUAAAUAUGCAACGUGCAAGAGUUAAGAUCUGGUAAUAUAACAAAACAACUGGAAAAUCAGCAAAGAGCUUCCUAUGACUAUAUUGUAAAGAUUUUAAAAAAUAUAUACACUGCAUUAUAACUAUAAUACAAAGGUGGUGCUACAAUGCAUUAUUCUUAAACAUGUACAAAGGAAUUCAGCCCUGCUUGUUUUAUUGGGAUGUGAUUUGGGAUUAAUAUUGCAUAGUGAGAUAUCCUUGUAAUUCUAGACUGCUGUGAAGAUGCAAGUCCUUCAAAGUUAUUUUUGUAACCCGCUCUAGAUAAUGCAGCUGUCUCAGAAUUGUUGGUUGGAUACAAUGUGUUUGAUACUAUGAACCAUGAGUGCAAGGGCACUCCCUGAUGGCGCUGUUUUCCCACUUGCUCCUUCUCCAAAAGUAUUUUGUUUGUGGGACUCCCAUGACUGAAUAUCAGAUAUUUCUGGAAGGAAGGAGGGCAUCAAAAAGACCCACACUGCCUGACCCAAUGAUCCUGUCCUACUUUUCCCUGAGGAAGUAAACCUGUGCCCGAACUGCUGUAUUUCAGACUGCAUGUUGGGAUCCACGUGGCUGAAUGACUCUCUGUACCAAAAAUAUACCCAUAAAUCCCUCCACACAGAAGACUA
Messenger RNA from Eublepharis macularius, 5925 nucleotides. It is a transcript of the gene LAMB4, whose product is annotated as laminin subunit beta 4. The transcript has 33 exons. The record is from RefSeq and is a predicted model, not a curated record. Lineage: Eukaryota; Metazoa; Chordata; Lepidosauria; Squamata; Eublepharidae. Bases 17 to 5311 code for a protein of 1764 amino acids.